AUGAGGGCACCAGUUUAUGAUUUACGGGACAAGGAUUCCGUUUUAGUGGCUGUGGGCUCGCAAUGGAACCUGUGGAAAUCAACUCAGGUUUUAGUGGCUGUGGGCUCACAAUGGAACCUGUGGAAAUCACCUCAGGUUAUAGUGGCUGUGGGCUCACAAAGGAACCUGUGGAAAUCAACUCAGGUUUUAGUGGCUUUGGGCUCACAAUGGAACCUGUGUAAAUCACCUCAGGUGUUAGUGGCUGUGGGCUCACCAAGGAACCUGGGGAAAUCACCUCAGGAUUUAGGGGCUGUGGGCUCGCAAUGGAACCUGUGGAAAUCACCUCAGGUUUUAGUGGCUGUGGGGUCACAAUGGAACCUGUGGAAAUCACCUCAGAUUUUAGUAGCUGUGGGCUCACAAUGGAACCUGUGUAAAUCACCUCAGGUGUUAGUGGCUGUGGGCUCACAAUGGAACCUGUGUAAAUCACCUCAAGUUAUAGUGGCUGUGUUAGUGGCUGUGGGCUCACAACGGAACCUGUGGAAAUCACCACAGGUUAUAGUGGCUGGGGGCUCACAAUGGAACCUGUGUAAAUCACCUCAGGUUUUAGUGGCUUUGGGCUCCCAAAGGAACCUGUGGAAAUCACCUCAGAUUUUAGUGGCUGUGGGCUCACAAUGGAACCUGAGGAAAUCAACUCAGGUUAUAGUGGCUGUGGGCUCACAAUGGAACCUGUGCAAAUCACCUCAAGUUAUAGUGGCUGUGGGCUCACAAUGGAACCUGUGGAAAUCACCUCAGGUUAUAGUGGCUGUGGGCUCACAAUGGGACCUGUGGAAAUCACCUCAGGUUUUAGUGGCUGUGGGCUCACAAUGGAACCUGUGUAAAUCACCUCAGGUUGAAGUGGCUGUGGGCUCACAAUGGGACCUGUGGAAAUCACCUCAGGUUUUAGUGGCUGUGGGCUCACAAUGGGACCUGUGGAAAUCACCUCAGGUUGUAGUGGCUCUGGGCUCACAAUGGAACCUGUGGAAAUCACCUCAGGUGUUAGUGGCUGUGGCCUCACAAUUUAGUGUUGUUGAUGAGACGGAAAUAACCCAGGCACUAACAUUACACUGCAAACCUGGGACAACACAACGAGCUCCUUACAGCGUCACAGCAAACCUGGGACAGUACACAACAAGCUUCUUACAGCGUCACAGCAGACCUGAGACAACACAACAAGCUCCUUACACUGUAACAGCAGACCUGGGACAACACAACAAGCUCCUUACACUGUCCCAGCAGACCUGGGACAACAUAACAAUGAGCUCCUUCAAGCAUCACAGCAGACCUGGGACAACACAACAAGCUUCUCACACUGUCACAGCAAACCUGGGACAACACAACGAGCUCCUUACAGCGUCACAGCAAACCUGGGACAGUACACAACAAGCUUCUUACAGCGUCACAGCAGACCUGAGACAACACAACAAGCUCCUUACACUGUAA
Mizuhopecten yessoensis (Yesso scallop) is the source of this 1458-nucleotide messenger RNA. RefSeq lists its product as uncharacterized. The record is from RefSeq and is a predicted model, not a curated record. The transcript is spliced from 4 exons. Lineage: Eukaryota; Metazoa; Mollusca; Bivalvia; Pectinida; Pectinidae. Bases 1 to 1458 code for a protein of 485 amino acids.